AAACGAAUCGUCAUAUACACCUCAUAGUGUUUUUUAUUAAUUUUAUUAAGCAUUUUUAAGAGUUUCAUUCGAUCAAAUAAUCACAUCAUAAGUUUCUAAAAGUUAUUAGCUAUUUGAGUCAAUAUGUCAUUACAACAACGAAUAGAGGCUUCAACUACAGUUACUUUAAAUGAGUGCAUUUUUACUUGGACAAUCAAGAAUUAUAACUUAAUGAAAUCGAAAGUUGGAGAAUCUAUAGAAUCCCCCCAGUUUGGUGUUGGAAGUGAUGAUAAAAAAUAUUUUAUGUUACAAUUGUAUCCUCAAGGUAGAAAAAAUGAAGAAUCUAUGGGAUACAUUUCUCUAUUUAUUGUCCCAUGUACAAUUACUUUAAGAAAUGAACUGGAUAAACACAUAUAUAGAAUCACAUUAUCAGCUGUAAAUAAUAAAAAAGUUGUUAAAAAAUUAACUUCUCUUCAUGUUCAUUCGAGUACUUCAGACUGGGGUAAUGAAAAAUUUUUCAAACUUGAAGAUAUUGACAAAUUAAUAUCUUCUGAGAAUACUGUAACUGUUCAAUGUGAAUUAGAAAUUUUUAAUGAAUUGGAUUCGUCAUUGGAUUCAGAUAUCAUUAACGAUGAAAAUGAGAUUAUCGAUAAAAUGAAAUUCCAUUUUUCAUUUCUUAGUGAAGAGCUCAGUGAUGUCAAAUUGACAACUUCUGAUGAAAAAGAAUUACCAGCACACAAAAUCAUACUCGCAACAGCCAGCCCAGUUUUUAGAGCCAUGUUUGCACAUGAUAUGUUGGAAAAUAAAGAAAAUUCCGUGAAGAUAACAGACGUUACUGAGAAUAUUCUAACUGAAAUGUUGCGAUACAUCUAUACUCGAGAGAUCGAUGCAAUCGAAACAGAUAUGAUUAUUGAACUUUUAGCAGUGGCUGAUAAGUAUCAGAUUGAUAAUUUGAAAACCAAGUGUGGAAAAAUAUUAUAUUCUUGUUUAUCUAUUGAAAAUGCCAUUAAAAUUCUAAUAGCUGCCCAUAAACACCAAGUAAAGAAUUUGGAAGAUAAGGUAAUAGAGUUUGCUACUGCCCAUAAGCGAUCACUUAUUGAUUCUGAACAACUAAAGUUGUUAGCAGAUCCAACUUUAUUGGCAAAUUUAAUGCAAUCGAUAAUAAAAUCAUCAGAAAAUUAA
Molecule: messenger RNA, 1161 nt
Organism: Trichogramma pretiosum
Lineage: Eukaryota; Metazoa; Arthropoda; Insecta; Hymenoptera; Trichogrammatidae
Product: speckle-type POZ protein B-like
Exons: 1
Coding region: 124-1161 (345 amino acids)
Biological process (GO): regulation of proteolysis; proteasome-mediated ubiquitin-dependent protein catabolic process
Cellular component (GO): nucleus; cytoplasm
Molecular function (GO): ubiquitin protein ligase binding
Source: RefSeq, a predicted model, not a curated record